This is a messenger RNA of Aspergillus brunneoviolaceus CBS 621.78, 669 nucleotides long. RefSeq lists its product as uncharacterized. Bases 1 to 669 code for a protein of 222 amino acids. The record is from RefSeq and is a predicted model, not a curated record. NCBI's taxonomy places the organism in Eukaryota, Fungi, Ascomycota, Eurotiomycetes, Eurotiales, Aspergillaceae. The transcript is spliced from 5 exons.
AUGUUACCGUGUGAUGAAGAGGAGCAGGACCGUCUUGAUCUGUUUUAUAAGCUAUUCACGGUAGCACGGGUACCCAGGAAUGGUAGAUUCUUCGAUGUGGGAUUUGGGACAGAGAUCUGGGCUAUCGAUGUCGCCCAUAAAUAUCCCGAUGCCUUUGUUGUUGCGAUGGAUCUGGCACCUAUACAACCUCCCAAUCAUCCCAAUAACUGCCAAUUCUAUGCGACAUCUAACUUCGAGAGUCCUUGGCCGCUUGGUGAAGACUCCUGGGAUCUUAUUCAUCUGCAGAUGGGAUGCGGCAGUGUUAUGAAAAUCGAUUUCGAACCUCGCUGCGCCAAUUGCUCUUUGAACGGACUGGCACUAGGCCAAUGGUACCAGUACCUAAAGCAGGCAACACAGGCCACUAUAGCCCGGAAAGAGGCAGCUUUUACCCAAAUCGACCAUCGGAUGAUGAAAUUGCCUCUCAAUCCUUGGCAUGAUGAUGAACAUGAGACAAAGGUUGCUCGCUGGUAUAGCCUAGCUUUUUCCGAGAGUCUCGAGACCCUCAGUCUUGCUCUUUCAGUCGCGAUCAGACAUCUAGCAGCUGAGGCUAACUCAGAGGCCUUUAACAAGGAACUCCGUGCUUACAAUAUCUUACCGAGCCGGACUAAGCGAGCCUUUCCGUGGGAAUAA